Molecule: messenger RNA, 12120 nt
Organism: Hyla sarda
Lineage: Eukaryota; Metazoa; Chordata; Amphibia; Anura; Hylidae
Gene: SMG1
Product: SMG1 nonsense mediated mRNA decay associated PI3K related kinase
Exons: 63
Coding region: 283-11232 (3649 amino acids)
Biological process (GO): phosphorylation; nuclear-transcribed mRNA catabolic process, nonsense-mediated decay
Cellular component (GO): nucleus
Molecular function (GO): protein binding; protein serine/threonine kinase activity
Source: RefSeq, a predicted model, not a curated record
UAAAAGGCAAGGCAGGAGAACAGGGUGGCGGGACCAUCUCACAACAGCCAAUCACAGACACAGCGCCCGAGAAGGAAACGGAUCUGUCCCUGAGAGCCAAUCACGGGCAGGUUGGGCGGGGUCUCCGCCGACAGCCCCGGAGCGAGCAGUUCACACAGAGCUCCAGAGCCGCCUCCUCAGGAAGCAGGAACCGAAAGCAUUACUCCCGCCUCGGCCUCCUUCUGCUCCCCGCUCCCUGUAGCCUCGUCCUCUGCUGCUGGCCAUGCCGGCGAGGGGAAGGUAAUGAGCCGCAGAGCCCCGGGGACUCGGCUGAGCAGCAGCAAGCAGUACCAGCGGAGCUGGAAUGACUGGCAACCCAGGUCUGAUAGUGCUUCAGCUGACCACGACAAUUUAAAAUACUCUACUUCCAGAGAUCGGGGCACUUCUGCCUCCUAUGGAUCACACACUUCAAAUUCAGCUGGGAGACAAAAGCAGGAUGAUGUCAGGAUUAAUACUGAGGCGCACAAUGAAGAGGAAGAUAGCUACAGCAUCAAUGGAGGAUCUGGAGAAAAUGCUUUUGGUCGGAAGUCGUUGGGGCAAGAGCUGAGGGUUAACAAUGUGAGCCCUGAUUUCACUAUUCAGCAUGGAAACCGUGCAUUAGCCACAAAAGACAUGAGGAAAUCCCAGGAGCGAUCGCUGUCCUAUUCUGAUGAGUCUCGACUGUCGAAUCUUCUACGGAGGAUCACCCGGGAAGACGACAGGGACAGAAGACUGGCUACUGUUAAGCAGCUGAAAGAAUUCAUUCAGCAGCCAGAAAACAAAAUGGUGCUGGUUAAGCAGCUUGACAACAUCCUGACUGCUAUAAAUGAUGUGUUAAAUGAAAGCAGUAAGCUUCUCCAGGAACUGCGGCAGGAGGGGGCACAGUGCUUGGGCUUGCUAUGUGCUGCUCUGAGCUAUGAGGCAGAGAAGAUCUUCAAGUGGAUUUUUAGCAAACUUAGCUCAUCUUCUAAAGAUGAAGUCAAACUUCUUUUCUUGUGUGCUACUUACAAAGCUCUAGAAACCGUUGGAGAAAAGAAAGCAUUUUCCUCCGUGAUGCAGUUGGUAAUGACCAGCUUACAGUCAAUCUUGGAGAAUCUAGAUACACCAGAAUUGCUGUGUAAAUGUGUGAAAUGCAUCCUGCUUGUGUCCCGUUGCUACCCACAUAUCUUCAGCACAAACUUCAGGGACACUGUUGAUAUUUUGGUUGGAUGGCACAUUGAUCUUACCCAGAAACCUUCCCUCACACUACAAGUGUCAGGCUGGCUACAAAGUCUGGAGCCAUUUUGGGUUGCUGACCUAGCAUUUUCCACUACUUUGUUGGGGCAGUUUUUGGAAGACAUGGAAGCCUAUGCUGAUGAUCUUGGUAACAUUGCCUCUGGUGAAUCCGUUGAUGAAGACAUUCCUCCUCCAUCAGUUUCAUUGCCUAAGCUCGCUGCUCUUCUGAGAGUGUUCAGUACGGUGGUUCGAAGUAUUGGGGAAAGAUUCAGUCCCAUCAGAGGUCCCCCGAUUACAGAGGCUUAUGUCACAGAUAUCUUGUAUCGAGUGAUGAGGUGUGUUACUGCAGCCAACCAGGUGUUCUCUUCAGAGACUGUAUUAACAGCUGCCAAUGAAUGUGUUGGUGUAUUACUUGGUAGUAUGGAUCCCAACAUGGCAAUACACUGUGAAAUGGUAAUCGCAUACGGGUUAGACCAGCUGGAAAACUGCCAGACAUCUGGUACUGAUUACAUUAUCUCUGUCCUCAAUUUACUAACCCUGAUUGUUGAACAAAUUAAUACAAAAUUACCUUCAACUUUUGUGGAGAAACUGUUUAUGCCCAACUCAAAGCUGCUUGCAUUACGAUUCCAUAAGGAAAAAGAAGUUAUUGGGGCAGCCAAUGCCCUGUACCAGGCAGUAUUGACCCUGAAGAACAUUCCGGUUUUGGAGACUGCAUAUAAGCUGAUUUUGGGAGAAAUAACAUGUGCUUUAAACAGUCUAUUGAGCUGCCUGCAACUAGCUGAAGCUUGUGCCGAAAUUCAGCAUGAAGCCUUUAAGAACCAUACUUUUGGUGUGGACAGUGCGAAGUUUGUUGCUGUAUUUGACCUGAAUGUUCUAACCACAAUUGGAAACGCAAAAAAUUCACUGAUUGGGAUGUGGGCUCUGUCACCCACUGUGUUUGCUUUGCUGAGUAAGAAUCUAAUGAUCGUACAUGAAGACAUUGCUGUUCACUAUCCAGAAGUGCAAUACUCUGUACUCUGCACGUUGUAUUCACAUUGUACCAGGCAUGAUCACUUUAUUUCCAGUAGUCUCAGUUCAUCUUCUCCCUCACUGUUUGAUGGAGCAGUGAUCAGCACAGUAACCACUGCCACCAAGAAGCAUUUCUCUGUAAUCCUGAAUCUGAUUGGAUUGUUACUGAAGAAAGACAAUAUUUACCAAGAUUCUCGAAAAUUGUUGAUGAGCUGGGCAGCAGAAGUGGCAGUCCUCAUGAAGAAAUCAGACACCUAUGCACCAUUAUUUUCACUGCCAUCAUUUCAUAAUUUCUGCAAAGGACUACUGGCAAAUACCCUUUUUGAAGAUGCUACCAUCAGCUUACAGGCUUGUAACAGCCUCCAUGUCCUGUCUUCAUCACUACCAGAAGAUUUACUGCAGAGGUGUGUUGAUGUGUGUCGUGUGCAACUUGUGUCAAGUGGAACAAGGGUCCGACAAGCAUUCGGAAAACUUUUGAAGUCUAUUUCUUUAGACAUUGUAUUAAGUAAUUCAAGUCACACUGAAAUGCAAGAAAUCUCCUCUGCAGUGAGGAACCACAUGAGCAAGUCUCCCAGCAACACUUUUCAUCCACAAGACUUUUCUGAUGUCAUCAGUUUUAUACUAUAUGGAACUUUUCAUAGAUCGGGCAAGGAUAACUGGCUGGAGAGGUUGUUCUACAGCUGCCAAAGACUGGAUAAGAGAGACUCUUCAUUCAUUCCACGAAAUUUGCUGAAGACUGAGGCCGUCCAGUGGCAGUGGGUUGUAUGGGAAGCUGCUAAAUUCACUGUCCUGUCAAAGCUACGGACACCUCUAGGAAGAGCUCAAGAUACGUUCCAGACCAUUGAAGGUAUUAUCCGAAGCCUGGCUGCUCACACUUUGAAUCCAGACCAGGAUGUCAGUCAGUGGACCACUGCAGACAAUGAUGAAGGACAUGCCAAUAAUCAGUUGCGUCUAGUACUACUUUUACAGUAUUUAGAGAAUCUUGACAAGUUGAUGUACAAUGCUUAUGAGGGAUGUGCAAAUGCGUUAACCUCCCCACCUAAGGUGAUUAGAACUUUCUUUUAUACGAACCGACAAACCUGCCAAGAUUGGCUUACCCGUAUCCGGAUUGCUAUAAUGAGAGUGGGAUUGUUGGCUGGCCAGCCAGCAGUAACAGUUAGGCAUGGCUUUGACUUGCUGUCUGAGAUGAAGAAUAACAGUGCCCCCCAGGGUACAGAAUUUGAGCUUACAGUUAUGAUGGUGGUGGAAGCCCUUUGUGAACUUCAGUGCCCUGAAGCUAUACAGGGACUUGCUGUGUGGUCUUCAGUUGUUGCUGGGAAAAGUCUUUCUUGGAUUAAUUCAGUAGCCCUGCAAGCAGAUGGAAGGUUUGAGAAAGCAGCAGUAGAAUAUCAGGAACACUUAUGCGCUAUGACUGGGGUGGACUGCAGCACCUCAGGAUUUGAUAAAACUGUUCUGAAAUUGGCAAAUUCAAACAGCACGUCUGCGAGUCCCAAACACGCUAAUGGAGAUGGACGCAAAACAGUCCUGACAAAACCUAGUGAUCCUUUACCUGAAGUGGUCAACUAUUUGGGUAAUAAGGCCUGCGAGUGCUACAUUUCAAUUGCUGACUGGACUGCAGUUCAGGAAUGGCAAAACAGCAUGCAUGACCUAAAGAAAGGAGCAUUAGGCAGUUGUAUUAACAUGAAGACAGACUUCAAUUAUAUUAAGUCUCUAAGUAGCUUUGAGUAUGGAGAGUUUCUUGAAUGUGCAGAACAGUUGGAGCUACUGCCUGGUGAAAACCUGAACCUUGUGAAUGGAGGCUUUAAGGAAAAAAUAGAUAUGAAGAAACUACUUCCCAACAUGCUAAGUCCUGAUCCCAGAGAACUUCAGAAGUGUAUUGAGGUUCAGCUUCUCAGAAGUUCUGUGUGUUUGAGUUUGGCUCUGAGCGAACCAGAACAAGAACAGAAAUGGCAAGCCAUCUCAGAAAAUCUUACCAAACACUUGAAGCAAACAGCCCGUAUAGCUAUGGGACCACUACGACUCUCCACACUCUCUGUAUCCCAGGCUCUUCCGCUUUUAGGAACACUACAGCUAUACUGUGCAUCAUCUCUGGAGAGCACUGUGUCAAGCAAACUGUCAACUGAGGACUGUCUGAUACCUCUUUUCAGUGAAGCUUUGAGGUCAUGCAAACAACCUGAUGUGAGGCCAUGGAUACAUGCUAUAAGAUACACCACCUUCCAGAAUCGAAUUGCUGACAAAUUCCGAGAUCAAACAAUGUCUGUCAAGAGUCAUCUGAUGGAAUUGGGUUUGACAGCUGCAAAAUGUUCAAGAAAACGUGGCAAUGUUACACUUGCCGCAAGGUUAAUUGCCCAGUGCAGCAAUAUCCAGCUUGCACAAGUGUCCAGUGCCCAGGAUCUUGUAGCUAAUUUUAAAAAGCUCUCGCUUCAUGGCCAGAUGGAUGAGAAGUGGGGACCCGAGCUCGACAUUGAAAAGGCUAAAUUAUUAUAUGCUGCAGGUCAGUCUAGUCAUGCCAUGGAAAUGCUGAGUUCAUGUGCCAUUUCCUUCUGUAAAUCUGCAAAAGCUGAAUACGCUGUAGCGAAGUCUAUCCUGACUCUGGCCAAAUGGAUCCAAGCAGAUUGGAAAGAAAUUUCAGGACAGAUGAAGCAAGUGUAUAGAGCACGUCAGCAAGCCAACAUUACGAAUCUCUCUGCCCUUGGUAAGAAUGUGCUCACACUCAUUGAUCUGCCUCCUGUCAAUGCCAUGGAUGAGGAGUAUCCACGUAUUGAAAGCGAAUCCACAGUUAACAUCGGUGUUGGUGAGCCGGAUUUCAUCCUAGGACAGCUAUAUCACUUGUCUUCUGUGCAAGCUCCUGAAGUGGCUAAAUCUUGGGCAGCCCUGGCUAGUUGGGCAUAUAGAUGGGGAAGAAAGGUGGUGGACAAUGCUAGUCAAGGUGAAGGUGUAAAAUUGUUACAGCUAGAGAUGUCAGAGGUCCAGAGCCUUUUGCCAGAUAAUGUAUCUGAAGAAGAUAAGGAAAAGAUUUACGGUAUUUUGGGACAAGCUAUGUGCCGCCCUGCUGGGAUCCAGGAUGAGGAUAUGUCCCUUCAGAUCACAGAAAAUGAGGGCAAUGAUGAAAAUGAUACAGUUGAUGUCAUCUGGAGACAGCUGUUAGCCAGUUGCCCUUGGCUAGCAGACCUAGAUGAGACUGCUUCUGAUGGGCUUAUCAAGCUGUGGCGUAAAGUUGUGGACCGAAUAUUUAGCUUAUAUAAAUUGUCCUGCAGCGCUUACUUCACCUUCUUAAAGCUAAAUGCUGGACGAGUUUCACUUGAUGAAGACGACCCACGGCUGCAUUUAACCAGCUCAUCUAAGCAGAGCACAGAUGACGUCAUUGUUAUGGCAACACUGCGAUUGCUCAGACUGUUGGUAAAACAUGCUGGAGAACUAAGACAGUAUUUGGAGCAAGGCCUGGAGACAACACCCACAGCUCCCUGGAGAGGUAUAAUCCCUCAACUAUUUUCAAGGCUGAAUCACCCUGAAGUAUAUGUUCGACAAAGCAUCUGUAACUUACUCUGCAGAGUAGCACAUGACUCCCCUCACCUGAUUCUCUACCCAGCAAUAGUGGGAAGCAUCUCACUGAGCAAUGAAGCUCAGUCUUCUGGAACCAAGCUGUCAUCAGCCAUUCCCACCUUACUGGGUAAUAUGCAGGAUGAAGAGCUAAUGGGUGUUGAAUGCGAUGAUGGAAGUCUUCCGGCUUCUCAAGAAAGUAACAGAGACGAAAUUAAGAAUGGGCUAAAUGAGGAUCAAACCAUGAUGCAGGAUUGCUACAGUAAAAUAGUGGAAAAAUUGUCUUCAGCCAGCCCCACCAUGGUCUUGCAGGUUCAGAUGUUGGUAGCAGAACUGCGGAGAGUCACAGUGCUUUGGGAUGAGCUCUGGCUUGGGGUUUUGAUUCAACAACACAUGUAUGUGCUGCGACGCAUUCAGCAGUUGGAGGAUGAGGUGAAGAGAGUCCAAAACAACAACACUCUUCGCAAAGAAGAAAAGAUUGCUAUUAUGCGUGAAAAGCACACAGCUCUGAUGAAGCCCAUAGUUUUUGCCCUAGAGCAUGUCUGUAGUAUCACAUCAGCACCUGCUGAAACACCCCAUGAGAAGUGGUUCCAGGACAACUAUGGAGAAGCCAUUGAAAAUGCUUUAGAAAAACUUAGAAAUCCAUCCAAUCCUGCUAAUCCUGGAAAUAGUUGGAUUCCAUUCAAACAGAUAAUGCUGAGCUUACAGCAAAGAGCACAGAAACGGGCAAGCUACUUGUUACGUCUCGAAGAAAUCAGCCCCUGUUUAGCCUCCAUGGCUAACACAGAAAUAGCCCUCCCUGGAGAAGUGUCGGAUAGGGACACUAUCACCAUUCAUAGUGUGGGCAGCACGAUCACCAUCCUACCUACUAAAACAAAGCCAAAGAAAUUUAUAUUCCUCGGCUCUGAUGGGAAAAAUUACCCGUAUCUCUUUAAAGGUUUGGAAGAUUUGCAUCUCGAUGAAAGGAUUAUGCAGUUUCUCUCUAUUGUGAACACCAUGUUUGCCACCAUCAAUGGCCAAGAGUCACUCCACUUCCGUGCCCGUCACUACUCUGUCACACCCCUUGGCACUCGGUCUGGUCUCAUUCAGUGGGUAGAUGGAGCCACUCCAUUGUUCGGUCUUUAUAAAAGAUGGCAGCAGAGGGAGGCUGCAUUACAGGCACAAAAGGCCCAAGAUUCCUACCAGACUCCUCAGAACGCAGCUAUGGUUCCCCGUCCCAGUGAGCUGUAUUACAGUAAAAUCGGUCCAGCUCUAAAAGCAGUCGGGCUGAGUCUAGAUGUAUCCCGUCGAGACUGGCCAAUAAGUGUAAUGAAAUCUGUACUAGAAGAGUUAAUGGAAUCCACCCCUCCAAACCUACUAGCAAAAGAGCUGUGGUGCUCAUGUGCUACUCCUGAUGAGUGGUGGAAAGUUACACAGUCCUAUGCCAGAUCAACUGCUGUCAUGUCAAUGGUUGGCUACAUAAUAGGUCUUGGUGACAGACACUUGGAUAAUGUACUGAUUGAUAUGACCAGCGGAGAGGUGGUGCACAUUGAUUACAAUGUUUGUUUUGAGAAAGGCAAAAGCCUCCGUGUUCCUGAAAAAGUCCCUUUCCGGAUGACCCAGAACAUUCAGAGUGCUUUGGGAGUAACUGGAGUAGAAGGAGUAUUCAGACUGUCAUGUGAACAGGUCCUUCACAUAAUGAGAAGAGGCAGAGAGACUUUGCUGACCUUGCUUGAGGCUUUUGUUUAUGACCCUCUUGUGGACUGGACGGCUGGUGGAGAAGCUGGAUUUGCUGGUGCAGUCUAUGGAGGAGGAGGUCAACAGGCAGAAAAUAAACAAAGCAAGCGAGAGAUGGAGCGAGAGAUUACACAGAGCCUAUUUUCUUCCAGAGUAGCAGAAAUUAAGGUUAACUGGUUUAAAAACAAAGAUGAGAUGUUGAGCGUCCUUCCUAAACUAGACAACAGUUUGGAUGAAUAUCUAAACUUGCAUGAAGAAUUAUCAGAAACGGAGAAGUUGCAGACUAGACUUGUGGAAGAGAUGACAUUCUUAGAAGGAGCUGAAGCACCAGAUCACCCUGCUCAUACUCUGCAGCAUAGGUAUACUGAACAUACCCAACUACAGACACAGCAGAGAGCGGUCCAGGAAUCUAUCCAAGUGAAGCUGAAUGAAUUUGAGCAGUGGAUAACACAAUACCAAGCUGCAUUCAACAAUUUAGAAGCAACAAAACUGGCAGGCUUGCUUCAAGAAAUAAGCAGCCAAAUGGAUUUAGGUCCUCCCAGCUAUGUUCCUGCUACAGCUUUCCUACAGAAUGCUGGCCAGGCACAUCUCAUCACACAGUGUGAACAGUAUGAAGCAGAGUUGGGCACACUUCUCCAACAGCGACGGUCUGUGCUUCGUGGCUGCCUUGAGCACCUCCACAACUAUGCCACUGUUGCGCUUUUGUACCCGAAAUCUGUGUUUCAGAGACACAGAAUGGAACAAUGGAAGACAUGGAUGGAAGAAUUGAUAUGCAGCAUGACAAUGGAGCAUUGUCAAGAAUUAUACAGGAAGUAUGAAAUUCAGUAUACACCUCAGCCCUCUCAAGCUCAAUUCAUCUCUGCCACGGAGUUGGCACUACAGCGUCAUUAUGCCGAUACCAAUAAUCGCCUUCUGAGGCAAAUGGAAAGGCUUAAACAGGAGGCUGUUUCUGUGCCAGUAUGUGAGGACCAACUUAAAGAAAUUGAGCGUUGCAUCAAAGUUUUCCUGCAUGAAAAUGGUGAAGAGGGCUCAUUGAGUCUUGCCAGUGUUGUCAUCUCAGCCCUUUGUACAUUGACAAGGCGCAAUCUAAUGAUGGAAGGUGCUGCGUCUAGUGCUGGGGAACAGCUGGUGGAUCUAACAUCACGGGAUGGAGCCUGGUUUUUAGAAGAGCUCUGCAGCAUGAGUGGCAAUGUCACAUGCCUUGUACAGUUACUCAAACAAUGCAAGCUUAUUCCACAAGAUCUGGAUAUACCAAACCCAUUGGAGGCAUCAGAAGCCGUGCACCUAGCUAAUGCAGUGUACACCUCUCUUCAUGAACUGAACUCAAACUUCUGUCAGAUAAUCUUCCCUGAGGCGCUGAGAUGUUUGAUGAAAGGCGAACAGACUUUAGAGUCGAUGCUGCAAGAACUGGACAACCUGAUUGAACAAACAACAGAUGGGACUCCAUUGCAGACUCUGGUUGAUUCACUGCAGACCUAUCUAAGAAAUGCGGGCAUGGGACUGGAAGAUGAGGCGAAUGCUCACUACAUUGACAUUGCAAGGUUACUUCGUUCUCAGUAUGGAGACCUAAUUCAGCCAAGAAAUGGAUCAGUUGAAGAAACUCCAAAAAUGUCAGCUGGUCAGAUGCUUUUAGUGGCUUUUGAUGGGAUGUUUGCUCAAGUUGAAACUGCAUUUGGAUUGUUACUCGAUAAGCUGAAACAAAUGGAAAUUCCCCCUGCUUGGAGAAAAGUGGACAUCAUCCGUGAAGCACGUAGUACUCAAGUGAACUUUUUUGAAGAUGAAGAGCUUCAACAUGUGUUAGAUGAAAUAUUUUUCCUAAAGAGGCUACAAACAAUCAGGGAGUUCUUCAGACUUUGUGGCGUUUUCUCUCAGUCCUUAUCUGGGAAGUGCCCAGUAGAUGAUCAGACUCCUGUAAAUGGACCAGUGCAGCUAGUCAAUGUUAAAACCAUGUAUAGAAAUUCUUCUCUGAGUGAAGAGCAGAUGGCAAAACCCAUCAAGUCAUUUACUGCUGACUUUGUGAGGCAGCUCUUGAUCGGCCUCCCUACACAGGCUUUGGGACUGACCCUGUGCAGCUACAUCAGUGCACUAGGGGUUGAUAUUAUUGCCCAAGUAGAAGCCAAGGACUUUGGGGCUGAAAGCAAAGUCUCUGUUGAUGAUCUCUGUAAAAAGGCAGUGGAGCACAACAUCCAGAUUUCAAGAUUCUCCCAACUUGUAAUGAACAGAGCGACAGUCUUAGCCAGUUCCUUUGACACUGCUUGGAAGAAACAAGACUUAGUGCGCCGCCUAGAAACUAACAUUGCUUCCUGUAAAACCAGCAUGCAGCGUUUACAGCUACACAUUGCAAUGUUUCAGUGGCAGCAUGAAGAUCUACUUAUAAGUCGGCCACAGACUCCAUCUGUUACACCUCCUCCACGUUCAGCUAUCUUAACCAGCAUGAAGAAAAAGCUACAUACACUGGGACAAAUUGACUCUUCUAUUGCUGCAGCACAGGAGAAACUAGCAGCUUUAGAGGCCAGCAUUGAACAACGUUUAAAAUGGGCAGGAGGUGCAAAUCCUGCUUUGGCACCAGUCCUUCAGGAUUUUGAGGCAACUAUAACUGAUCGAAGAAAUUUCGUGCUAAAGGAAAACCAAAGAACAAGCCAGGUAACAUUCCUGUGCAGCACCAUCAUACACUUUGAAAGCUUACGUACCCGGACUGCUGAGACCCUAAGCUUGGACACUGGCUUGUUUGAGCUCCUUAAACGCUGUCAGCAGAUGUGCUCAUUCGCUUCUCAGUUCAACAGUUCAGUUUCUGAACUUGAGCUACGACUUUUAAAACGUGUGGGUGCCUCCAGUGAGAAUACUAUUGGAAGCCCAGAGUGGUUGGUUUCUGCCCACAAACAGCUGAGCCAUGACAUGGCAAGUCAAAGAAAUCUGCAGAGUGAGAAGGAGCAGCAGGUUGAAACUGUGUGUGAAACUAUACAGAACCUGGUGGAUUGUAUAAAGACUGUUCUCACGGGUCACAACAGGCAGUUAGGAGAUGUUAAGCACCUAUUGAAAGCCAUGGCAAAGGAUGAAGAAGCAGCCUUGGCUGAUGGUGAAGAUGUGCCCUAUGAGAACAGUGUAAGACAGUUCUUGAGUGAGUACAAGUCUUGGCAGGAUAACAUCCAGACUGUCCUUUUUACAAUAGUGCAGGCUCUGGGCCAGGUACGCUCCCAGGAACAUAUAGAAAUGCUGCAGGAGAUCACUCCAACUUUGAAGGAGCUUAAGUCGCAAAGCCAGAGUAUUUAUGACAACUUGGUGGGGUUUGCAUCACCUUUGGUAACAGAUACCGCAAACGAAUGUGCCAGUCCAAUCUCCACAUCAACGUAUCUGCCUAGCUUUGCUGCAGCUGUGCGGAGCAACACUCUUCAAAAGACCCAGCCAGAGGGCAUGUCUCAGAAUGCAAAAAAGCCAAUUCAGAAAAACUUGGCCCCAUCAGCAGACACCCCACCCAGCACCGUUCCAGGGCCCAUCAAAUGUGUUGUUUCGAGUCCUAAAAAGGCAGUGCGAGAUCCAAAAACUGGCAAAGCGGUUCAAGAGCGUAAUUCUUAUGCAGUCAGCGUUUGGAAACGUGUAAAAGCAAAGCUGGAGGGAAGAGAUGUUGAUCCUAACAGGAGGAUGUCUGUUGCUGAGCAGGUGGACUUUGUGAUUAAGGAGGCGACGAACCUAGAUAACCUGGCUCAGCUGUAUGAAGGUUGGACAGCUUGGGUGUGAGAAAGAAGACUACAAACAAGCCUGGUUCAGCACAGUCCGAUAUCCUCCAGAAUCAAUCAAGUCUCAGGCAUCCACAGCCGCGCCAAGGCCGGUGGUGAUGUAUACUGGGGGCUUAAUCUAGGAAAUCCUGGUGCAGUGGGAAAAGGAAUCCCACAGGAACGCUGCACCCAGAGAAAUGUUAAACAUCAAUGGUCAGCAAUCCCCAGGGCACAAGAGUAUAACGCUCACUGUCUGGUUAACGUGAUUGUCUUUCUGCUAUGGAAGAUCUGACAAUAUGUCUGACAAAUGGCUGCAGAAAGAAAUUGGCAUCCUCCAGACACCAUGGUGAUCUAGAACUCUUCCAUGUGACCCUGUCAACAAUUGAGGAAAUGCUAAACCCUGUUCGUAAAGGGGGAAACUGGGGCCAUCAAGGAUUUGCCGUGAAGAAGAUGCUGUCAGUUUCUUGGGUUACUCUCGUUGCUUGGCAACAUUGCUGGUUGUGUUUACCAGUUUAGCACAGAAGAGGCUAGGAGAUGAAGCAUGGCCUUGAAUAAAACAUAGCUGAAAAGAAGCAGCCAAAGAACAGAAUUGUGAAGUUAGGUGGACUUCUAAGAAGAAGAAAAAGCCUUGUUCUCCAUUCUUUUCUUCCCCUAAAUUCUCGUAGUUUAGGACGACUUCUUUAUUUUCAACUCUUGUACUUCACACACAGUUGUCCGCUUUACUCUAUGUAUGUUUGCUAGUUGGGCAGGUGUCAGAAUAUACAAACCUGGGGCUUUCAAAAACCAUUCUUAUUCUAGAUGAUUCCCUCUGGGUAUGUUUAGUGUGACCCUCAUACAGCUUCCAGAAGGGAUCAGCACUGUGCAGUGUAGAACCGCCAAUGGUUCUCUCAGUCGUAAAACGGUGUGUUUC